UAAGGGAGGCAGCACGGUCCCGACAGACGCCAUCAACGGGACAACAAAAUGUCGGAGGACGUAGACGGCCCAGACAAAAUUAAUACAGCCCCUGGAGACUCUGGAAAUACAGAUGGAGAUAAUGAUGGCGGUUCAGGACCACCAAUGUCCAUGAGAGGAGGAGGAAGAGGGGGCUUCAGAGGGAGAGGAAGAGGAUUUGGACCAAUGUGUCCAAUGGGACCGAUGGGGCCCAUGGGACCGAUGGGGCCAAGAGGACCAGGUGGACCGGGUCCUGGUGGCCCUCGCUUUAGGGGCAGAGGAGGUCCAGGGUUUAGACCCCCACCCCCAGGAUUUAGGGGUCCUCCACCAUUUGGGCCACGGGGACCAAGGUUUGGUCCAAGAGGCCCACCACCACCAUUUGAUCCUAACUGGGGACCAAUGCCUCCACCACCCCCAGGAAUGGGUGGCCCCAUGGGCCCUCCAGGCAUGCCCCCAAUGGGACCAAUGGGUCCAAUGGGGCCCAUGGGACCACCAGGACCUUGGGGACCAAUGGGACCACCUGGGCCAGGUGGUCCACCUAACCAGCAACCCAACCAAAAUCAACAAAACUCCUUAGGAGGCAUGGACCUCAGUGGUGAGAUCUGGGUGGAAACCAAGACUGGGGAAGGAAAGUCCUAUUACUAUAAUGCACGCACUAGAGAAACUACGUGGACCAAGCCAGAGGGGGAUGGUGUUAAGAUAUUGACACAACAAGAGGUAGAGGCUAUGGCCCAGGCAGCAGGCGUGACUCCUCCAAGUCAAGGUGGUAAUAAUAGUGGACCUCCAAAUGCUGGCGGUGGUGGAGGUAAUAAUAAUAAUAAUAGCGGCGGUGGUAACAAUCAAGGUCCUGGUGGUGGUGGCAGUAAUGGACCUCCAAAUCAGGAAAAUGGUGAAAAAGAUGGGGAUGAUGAUGAUGGACCAGGUGGUGGCUGGCAAGGACCACAGGGUCAGUGGGGCCCUCCAGGUGUGGGCAUGGGUCCACCUCCAGGUGGGCCACCAUUUGGCAUGCCUCCUGGUGGCCCAUUUCCUGGGGGACCAGGUGGGCCUCCUCCGUAUGGUGUACCUCCAGGACCACCAGGAUUUGGCCCAGGGUUUGGUUCCGGUUUUGGCCCUGGUCCAGGCCCUGGUUGGAAUGGAUACCCUGGUCAUGGGAUGCCCUCUGGGCCCCCAAUGGGUCCCCCAGGUUGGGGAAUGCCACCACCUGGCAUGGGAAACAUGUCACAAGGUGGUAUGCAAGGCCCCAUGGGUGAUCAACAGCAGCAACAACAGCAGCAACAGCAGCAACAACAGCAGCAGCAACAACAACCACCACCCCAACAGCAACAGCAGCGACAACAGCAACCGACACAGCAGCAACAACAGCAGCAGCAACAGCAUGAGCCAAAGUCAUUAACAGGACCAGAGCAGGCAGGCAGCAACGUUUCUGGUGUUAGUAGCAGCAAUGGUCCUGGAAGUGAGAACAGCAUGGUGAAUACUGCAAAUAGUGGUGUUGUGGUUGCCAGUAGUACAACAGUAGUAACACAGGGAGCUCCCUCCUCUUCUGUUGAUGAUUCCAAUUUAGACCCAGAGAUGGUAGCCCAGGCAUCUCACUGGACAGAGCACAAAGCUCCUGAUGGUAGGAGUUAUUAUUACAAUUCCAAAACUCAAGAAUCUGUAUGGGAGAAACCUCAGGCCAUGAAAGAUCUGGAAGCUGCAAGAUUAGCAUUGGCACAGGGCAUCAGUUUAUCAGUGAAUUCUGGUCCUGGGGCACCUGGCACAGAGGCAGAAUCUUCACAAGAUAGUAACUCUGCUAAAGUGAAUGGAGAGGAUUCGACAUCCCCCGAUGACAAAAAUACAUCAAUGGAAGUUGACAACGAUGAUUCUAAGGACACGUGGAUUGAUUUGCAGGAUGGUGAAACAGACGACCAAAAAAGCCAGCAAGAUCUUAGUCGGCCAGUAUCUUCACAACCUGUGUCAGGCACCCCCUGGUGUGUGGUGUGGACUGGUGAUGGCAGAGUUUUCUUUUAUAAUCCCACAACAAAAACGUCUGUAUGGGAGAAACCCCCUGAUCUGUUGGACCGUGCUGAUGUUGACAAGAUGGUAAAUACCCCGCCUGCAGAAGUUGUGGGAUUGAAGAACAAAGCUGAAGAACCAUCAAAUGAUGAGCCUUUAUCCAAGAAACCUCGUACAGAUGCACCUAUAACUGCUGCAGCAACCACUGCUACACACCCAACUAUCAUUAGUCAGCAUGUGAAGGAAGAGGUGAAACGCAUAGACAUUGGGAAAGAAGCUGCAAUUGAAGCAGAGGUGAAAGCAGCUCGGGAACGUGCUAUUGUUCCCCUGGAAAUUCGCAUGAAACAGUUCCGCGAUCUUUUGGCAGAGAAAGGGGUAUCUGCAUUCAGUUCAUGGGAAAAGGAACUCUCCAAAAUUGUUUUUGAUUCCCGUUACCUUCUUCUCACUUCACGGGAAAGGAAACAGGUAUUUGAGAAGUAUGUAAAAGAGCGGGCUGAGGAGGAGCGUCGAGAGAAACGAAACAAGUUGAAGGAGCGCAAGGAGGAAUUUCGUAAGUUACUAGAGGAGGCUGGACUUAAUGGGAAGUCGUCAUUUAGUGAUUUUGCAGCCAAAUACAGCAAGGACGAUCGUUUCCGCAACAUAGAGAAGAUGCGAGAGAGGGAGAGUCUGUUUGACGAGUUUCUGCUGGAGGUUCGCCGUCGGGAGAAGGAGGAAAAGGCUGCUAAGCGUGAACAGAUCAAGAAGGACUUCUUCAUCAUGCUGAAAGAAGCAGACAUUGACUGCCAUAGUCGGUGGUCAGAUGUAAAACGUAAAGUUGAUAAUGAUCCCAGAUAUAAAAUUGUGGUGUCUGGGGUUCAGCGUGAAGACUGGUUCCGGGAUUAUAUGAUCAAGGUUAAGGAAGAACGGAGGCGUUCCCGUGACAGGUCAAGGACCCGUGACAGGGAUAGGGAAAGGGAACGUGACCGGGAACGAGAAAGAGAUCGUACUGACCGUGAACGAGAUCGGGGUGAAAGGGACCGUGACAGAGGAGAACGAGGAGAUAAGGAGAGAGAAAGGAGGAGUCGAGAUUCUCGUGACCGCAGCAAAGAAAGGGAGAAGUCUGAUCGUAAAGAAAAGAAGAAGGAAAAGAAAGAAAAAGAGAGAGAAAAGGAGAAGGACAAAGAGAGGGACCGAGAAGAAAAGAAAGAAAAAGAAAAGGAGAAGGAGAAGGAAAGAGAGAAGGAAGAUUUAGAUGCAGUCCAAGAAAUUGGCGACGAUGUGGAGGACACUCAUAAGAGCGAGGUUAGGGGAUCCAAGUUGUCUAGCAUGGGGGAAGACACAGGCAGUGAUGGGCCUGAUGAGGAACGUGAAGAUGGGGAAGCAAAUGAAGCAGCUGAGGAAGAAGAACGUGAGAGGCAGAGGAGGAUUGAAGAGUCCCUUAGAAAGAGAGAGGAGGAGGUUCAGAGGGCCCUCGCUGGCCAUCUUCGUGAUCGUGACAAGGAGCGCAUGCAGCACAAACACGAUGAAGCCGUUCAUAAUUUCAAUGCAUUACUGGCAGAUUUGGUACGAAGCACUGAUUACACUUGGAAGGAAGCAAAGAAGUCUUUAAAGAAAGAUUCACGUUGGGAAUCUGCUGGAGCCCUUGAGCGUGAAGAAAAGGAGAAGCUAUUUAAUAAUCAUGUUGAGAACCUCACAAAACGCAAGCGAGAAAAGUUCAGGGAACUCUUGGAAGAGUUGCCAGAAGUGAAUUUAGAUUCAAACUGGAAAGAUCUGAAAAAGGAACUUAAGGAUGAUCCUCGUUACACCAAAUUUUCAUCAUCUGACAAGAAGUGUGAGCGGGAGUUUCGUGAAUACCUGAAGGAUAAAUUGGUUGCUGCUAAAGCAGACUUCAGGGAAUUACUCAAGGAAACGAAGAGCAUCACACAUCGGUCUUUAAAGCUGUGUAGCGAGGGUGAACAACACAUGCGGGAUGUGGUGGAAGUUUUGCGAAAGGAUCGUCGCUACCUUGUGCUAGACUGUCAGCCUGAUGAGAGGUCAAAGAUUUUAAUGGCUUAUAUGGAAGAACUAGAAAAGCGGGGACCCCCUCCUCCGCCCACUGCAUCAGAGCCCACUAGACGACAUGGAGAGGAGGGGUCUGUGCACCAAAGGUAAUAUUGCUGUCUCAGAUGUAUGGGCUUCAGAAGAAUUGUGACUGUAGCUUUGUUAACAUAUUUUUUUUAUUUUAUUUAUCACCACUAUUUUUUAUUAGAGCUUUAGAAAUUUAUGAGUAAUUGAAGACAGUGAUAGGAGUCACUGCAAUAGGUCACUUUCAAAGAAUGCUUAGGUGCAACUGUACAAUAAGUAGGUGUGAAUAAACUGAAGAGGUGUAGUUCACGAUUGUCAUUGGUAUGAAAUAAUGAUUGUAACAUUCAAUUACUUAUGUUAUUGAACCGUUAUGGUUAUUAUUAAGUAAUGCUUUACUUUUAUUUUCUUUGUGGAUUGAGUGGUUGUAGAUGUCUGCAAAUGUAUUUUAUACUUUAGUCUAUAUCCAGUGUUUUAUUCAUACAUUCAGCCUGUAUGUGUGGAGGAUUUGCCUCUUGUAUGGUAAAGAAAUAAAAUGUGAUAGACUUUGA
Homarus americanus (American lobster) is the source of this 4601-nucleotide messenger RNA. RefSeq names its product transcription elongation regulator 1-like. Gene Ontology annotation, molecular function: RNA polymerase binding; transcription coregulator activity. Lineage: Eukaryota; Metazoa; Arthropoda; Malacostraca; Decapoda; Nephropidae. The record is from RefSeq and is a predicted model, not a curated record. The transcript is spliced from 21 exons. Bases 49 to 4140 code for a protein of 1363 amino acids. Gene Ontology annotation, cellular component: nucleus.